Molecule: messenger RNA, 1365 nt
Organism: Trichophyton benhamiae CBS 112371
Lineage: Eukaryota; Fungi; Ascomycota; Eurotiomycetes; Onygenales; Arthrodermataceae
Exons: 4
Coding region: 1-1365 (454 amino acids)
Cellular component (GO): mitochondrion
Molecular function (GO): homocitrate synthase activity
Source: RefSeq, a predicted model, not a curated record
AUGGCCACCGAUACCGGCUCUCGUCCUUGCUGUAGCAGCCACACAAGCGAUGACAAUAAUACUAACGGAGUCACAAUUGCACCAAAUGGCAAUCAUGAAGGCUUCACCGCAGUUCAGACCCGCCAGAACCCUCACCCACACAUCUCAAGAAAUCCGUACGGCCACAAUGCCGGUGUGACAGAUUUCCUCAGCAAUGUCUCCAGAUUCAAGAUCAUUGAGAGUACUUUAAGAGAGGGAGAGCAGUUUGCCAAUGCCUUCUUCGAUACUGAGAAGAAAAUUGAAAUUGCAAAGGCCCUGGACGAUUUUGGUGUAGAUUAUAUCGAACUCACCUCACCAUGCGCCUCUGAGCAGUCGAGAAAGGACUGUGAAGCCAUCUGCAAACUUGGAUUGAAGGCAAAGGUAUUCGACGUUGUUAUCGGUACUUCUUCCUACCUCCGUGAGCACUCUCACGGCAAAGACAUGACCUAUAUCAAGAACACCGCCAUCGAGGUCAUCAACUUCGUCAAAUCCAAGGGCAUUGAAGUCCGCUUCUCCAGUGAAGACUCCUUCAGAUCAGACCUUGUUGAUCUUCUCUCAAUUUACUCUGCCGUCGAUCAGGUAGGUGUCAACCGUGUUGGUAUCGCCGACACAGUUGGCUGUGCCUCCCCACGCCAGGUGUACGAGCUCGUCCGUGUGCUGCGUGGUGUUGUCAAGUGUGACAUUGAGAUUCAUCUGCAUAACGACACAGGAUGUGCGAUUGCCAACGCAUACUGUGCCCUCGAGGGAGGCGCCACGCACAUUGAUACCUCCGUUCUAGGUAUCGGUGAGCGAAAUGGUAUCACCCCGCUUGGUGGUUUGAUGGCCCGUAUGAUCGCCGCGGACCGUGACUAUGUUCUCAGCAAAUACAAGCUUGAAAAGAUCAAGGAUAUCGAAGACCUUGUCGCUGAAGCCGUCCAGGUCAACAUUCCUUUCAACAACCCCAUCACCGGUUUCUGUGCCUUCACUCACAAAGCUGGCAUCCACGCCAAGGCCAUUCUUAACAACCCCAGCACCUAUGAGAUUAUCAACCCAGCCGACUUUGGCAUGACACGUUAUGUGCACUUUGCCUCUCGCCUCACAGGCUGGAACGCCAUCAAAUCUCGAGCUCAGCAGCUCAACCUUGACAUGACUGAUGCACAGUACAAGGAGUGUACAGCCAAGAUCAAGGCUCUUGCCGACAUCCGGCCCAUUGCCGUUGACGAUGCAGACAGCAUCAUCCGUGCAUACCACAGAAACAUCAAACUUGGCGAGAACAAGCCGCUUCUAGAGUUGACCGAAGAACAGACGGCAGAGUUUGCUGCGAAGGAAAAGGAGCUUGCAGAAAACGGCGUUGAAGUUUCGGCAUGA